UUGUCUUUUUAACAAACGUUGAACCGAACUUGUAUUUCUGGAUUCUUUUAAUGUGAUACUGUAUUCUUGCUAAUAUUUUGCCUUUUUAAUCAAAAUGCAAAAGUAAGUUUGACCUGAUCUUGUAUCUUCUUUUUUGUGUGUGAUCUUUUUCAAGUUUUGGUAUUAAUCUUAUAUCUCAUAAAGAAUUUACAAGUUUUGUUUUCUAAAAUGUACAACAGUUUUUAAAUAGUACUAAACUUGUUAACUCUUUCAAGGUUUGAUAGAAUUCUCUUGUGAAGUCUGGUGUUGUGGUAUGUUUUGUUUUCUUGAUGUAUAAUAGCUCUUUGAAAAUUGUUCCAUUUGUUUUGUGAAAACUAGUUUUUUUAGGCUCAGUUUGUGGUUCAGAUUUGGUAGAUUUUAUCUUACCAGAAAAUUAUUUUACCUGUAUUUGAUAUUUUAUAGAAAGUUUUACAAAAUCAUUUCUUAUUUUUUGAAAUUGUGUCUACUUCUGUGGUUUCCUCCCCUUUCUUAUUUUGUAUAUCUGUGUUUUGUCCAUUUUACUCUUGAUUAGGAUGGAGUAGUUUAAACAACUGAUUUCAGUGCCUCCCCAAACCCCCAGCAAAAGAGCUUUUGAAUGUUUUGGUUUUUUUUUUUAAGCUCUCUGGCUUUCUGUUUUCUAACUCCUUAAUUUCUGCUUUUAGCUUUAUAAAUGUUUUCCUCUACUUUUUUCAGUUACUUUAGUUGUUUUUCUAACUUUUUGAGCUAUAUUAGUAAUUCAUUUACUUUCAUCUUUUCUUAAUGAUGAAAGUAUUUAAAGUAAUGAAUUUUCUUCUGAUCACUGUUUUAGCUACAUCCCAAAGCCUCUAAUAUGUAGGAUUUUUAUUAUUGUCCAGAAACACCACAAAUUUCAUUCAUAUUUUCAUUAUUAUCCAAAUAUUACUUGAGAUUUUUGAAAUUUGCAGGUUGAAGAUCUUUUUAUUUUCUGUUAUCCAUUAUUUAUUUUCCAAUUUUCUGAUUUUCUUGGGUUGUUAAUCAGAGGAUAUGGCGUGUAUUUCCCCUAUUAGAAUUUGUUGAAGUAUGUUUUGUAGUCUGAUACAUAGUCAAUUUUUGUGAACGUUUAAUAGCUAUUUGAAAAUAGGUAUAUUUAUUUAUUAUGAUAGAGUUAAAUGAAUAUCCAUCUGUGCUUACCUUUUUGAUUAGGUUGUUUAGAUCAUUUCUUAGUUACUUUUGUUUAAUUGUUCUCUAAGACUAGGGGAAAUAACUUAAAAAUUUCUAUUAUUAUUGUGUGUCUCUCCUCGUAUCUCCUGUGAUUUCUGCUUUCUUAAUGUUACUGCUACAUUUUUAAGAGCAUGCACACACACACACACACACACACACCCCUGUUCAUUGUGAAUUGUAUCUUUUACAUGAUAAAGUGAAUUUUUUUUUAAUUUUUUUUUUAACAUUUAUUUAUUUUUGAGACAGAGAGAGACACAGAAUGAACGGGGGAGGGUCAGAGAGAGGGAGACACAGAAUCUGAAACAGGCUCCAGGCUCUGAGCUGUCAGCACAGAGCCCGACGCGGGGCUCGAACUCACAGACUGCGAGAUCAUGACCUGAGCCAAAGUCGGAUGCUUAACCGACUGAGCCACCCAGGUGCCCCAAAAUGAAUUUUUUUUUUAACUUUGGGCCAAAAGUCUGCAUUAUCUAAUGAAAGGAUUAUAAUUUAUGUGUGUGUGAACCUUAUCCUAUAUGUUAACUUCUUUCCUGUCCUUUACCUUUUUUAAUAUUUUCUGAAUCAGAGAUGCAUCUUGGUGAUAGCAUAGAAUGGUUUUGCUUUAUGGGUCAGUCUAAAGCUUUUUUUUUCUGUUAAUAGAUUAGUUGCCAGAUAUAUAGGAAGGAAAUACAUGCUUGGUCUUAGUUAUGUCAGAUUAUUUUAUAUUUUCUGAUUAUAUAUGUUUUGAAACUUUAAGUGGUCUCUUUUCUGUGCUUUUUAAAUGAUAAUUUUGAUAUUGAGAAGAGUUUUUUUUCCCUGCUAGUGGUAAAUCUUUAUACCUUUACCUUCAUGUAAUACUCAUGUUUCUUUCUUUUAACUUUUUUUUUUUUUUUGUAGUAUGGUUGACACGUUACCUUUCAGGUGUACAACAUAAUAAUUCGACAAGUUUAUUAUGCUAUGCUCAUCACUCAUCUUUCUCUUUUAAAAAAAAUUUUUUUUUUUUUUAAUUUUAUUUUAGAGAGGGAGAGAGUAUGAGUGGGAGAGAAUUUUAAGUAGGCUCCAUCCUCAGGGCAGAGCCUGAUAUGGGACUCCAUCCCACAACUCUGGGAUCAUGACCUGAGCUGAAAUCAAGAGUCAGAUGCUCAACCGACUGAGCCACCAGGCACCCUCAUCUUUUUCUUUUUUAAAGCAGUGUCUUUUUUCCUUAAUAAGUAAUAAUUCAGUUAGCUUUAUUCUCUUCCUUUUUUUUCCUCCCUCUCUUUUACUGACUACUUUUAGCCAAUAUAGCAAUAUUUUAUUGUUCUUUAUAAUUUUGUUUAAACUUUUACUACUUGACUUUCAACAGUGACUCCUGUCUAUUACUAUAAGGUACAGUGAGUUUAUUCUUCUUUUUAUUUUUCUACUGUCAUUGGUUUAUUUGUAUGUACUAUUAUUCCUGCAUUCUUGGAGCAUGUAACAGUUGCAUUCCAUUCUGUCACCUGUAUAUCCAUUUGUUUUAACCUUAAAUCUGCAAUUAAAUGUAUUUGUGCUGUCAGUCCUGCUGAAAUUUUUCCUGUCAUCUACUAGUUGCAGUUUGUCCUCAAGUUGUUUCUUCAAGAAGGGCUCAUGAAUAAGAGCUAAAUAUUUACAUACUGAAAACCAUUUGCCUAUAGCAUUAUUCCUGAAGGAUUGUCUAAAACAAAAUUAUUGACUUAUACUUUCUGGAGUAUCUUCUAAGUAUUUGUCUACUGUCUUCUGACCUUGAAUGUUCGGUAGAGAAGUAUGAUAUCAGCUUGAUUUUCUUUCCCCUUGGAGGGGCCUGCUUUUUUUGUCUGGCUGCUGAAACUUAUCUGGUUGCUUUAACACUAAUUUCACUACAUUUUUUGUUGUUGUUGACCAUUUUGGGUCAGUUUCCAAGGGAUUCCCUUUGAAAAUGGAAGUUUUGAGUCUUUUUUAAUUUUUUAAAUUCAAUUUUUAAAUUUAUCUUGAGAGACAGAGAACAUGAGCAGGGGAGGAGCAGAGAGCAAGGGAGAGAGAGAAUCCCAAGCAGACUCCAUGCUCAGCACAGAGCCCAACUCAGGGUUCUAUCUCACAACUGUGAGAUGACCUUAGCCAAAAUCAAGAGUUGGACACUUAGCCUACUGGGCCACCCGACACCCCAGUUUUUCUUUGUUUAUAUUUAAGUUAAUUUCUUUUAAAAAGUAACUGUUCUCUUUGCUCCUUACUAUACCUUUUGUGGUGUAAUUUUUACCAUGUGCUUAUAUUUUUCAACUUUUAAAAAUCUUUUUCUUCCAUUUCUUUCAUGAAUUUUUCAGUACUUUUGUUUACCUCUUCCUGUUGACUGGCUGUCUCUUCCCUGAGUUGUUAAAUUUCUGCUCUGAUAUUUUACUUUUUUUUUUCUUAAGUUUAUUUAUUUAAGUAAUUUCUCCAUUCAGCAUAGGGCUCAAAAUCACGACCCAAGAUCAAGAGUCCCGUGCUCUUCUGACUGAGCCAGCCAGCGGCCCCUCUGAGAUUUUCUUAAUAGCUGCAUUAAGAAUUUUUGAAUUCAUGUUAUGAAGUAGUGUUACAGUUUUCAUCUACUUUGUGAUAAUUUUUUGUUGCGUUUUAUUUGUCAAGGAUGUUGUACUGUCUUACAUUUUUAUGGUGUCUUUGUAUGGAUACUUACCACUUUUUUGUUAUUCAUAUUUAAUGAGAUGAACUUUUCCAAACCACCUGUUUGAAGAGACUAGUCAGGAAGAAGAAUUGGAAGAGGACAUUAGGAGUGAGGUGGUUGUCCAGGUUUCUGUGUUCAAGGCCUCUGUCCUCAGAUGUUCUGAUGGAUUCUUUCUUCAAAAUAUAGGUACAUCUCCUAUGCCUCUUAGUAAUUUACAAGUGUAAGAGGUGUGAGCUGUCAGCUACCAGGUCCUUAUUAGUUUCUGCUCCCAAAGGAUACAGCUCCUGCCUUUUAAAGUGCCUGCUUGAAAUGUUAACAGAGAAUUUGUGAACGGUAUACAGGAGUUCUUUGCGGUAUUCUUUGGACAUUUCUGUAAGUUUGAAAUUACAGAUAAAAAGUACAUGCCUUGGUUUUAGAAGAGUUGUAGUAUCUGAGAUCUGUCACUUGUAGACUACCCUCCACUCAUUCUCAUGGCACUUUCUACACCUCCUUUUUCUACUUCCUUCUGAGAUUCUGCCAUUCAGCCUCAGUUCUAAACAUUGCAGUUCCUACUUAUGAUGGAACCCUCUGUUUCUGGGAAUUAAAAUUUGCUGUUCCCCAACUAGGCUCUUUUCAUACUUCAUGUCUUCUCCCUUGCCUAGGUUCUACCAGUCCCAAGUACUUUAGGCCAUAUUUAGUUAUAAUUUGGCAUUUCAGGUUUUUAUUGUCUCCUAGGUUCACUGAAUACAAUGUUUUAAAAACAUUCUCUUUAUUGUUCUAUAUUGGGUUCUAGGAGAAAAGGGGAAAAAUUUGGAAGUAAAUUGCUGUUUUCCUACUGGAACUUAAAGUCUAGCUUUGGAUAUUAUUAAAUUUCUAAAUAAUAAAUUGGUCAAAUAAAUCACAAAGAAAAUAUUAAAUAUUUGAACUGCAGGAUAAUGAAAAUACAUAUCAGAACUGGUAUGAUUAGCUAAAGCAAUGCUUAGAGAGAAUUUAAAACCUUAAAUGCCUAUUAGAAAAGAAGAAAAGCAUCAGUACCUAAGUAUUCAUUUCAACAAGUUAUAAAAAUAAAGAAAAAUUAAAUGCAAAGCAAAUAGAAGGAAAUAAGAGUUAAAAACAGGACUUAAUGAAAUACAAAACAAAUUUAUUUCUAUUCUGUAGGUAGAGAGUUUUGAAAAGUUUUUAAGAAGGAUAGUGACAUGAUCAUAUUUGUUUUCCAGAAAGAGACCUCUGGCAGCAGUGUGGAGAAUAGAUAGAGGAGAAAAAACUAAUCUCAGGAGCCAGUUAGGAGGCUUUUUCAAUCCCUAGUUCAGGUAAGAGAUGGUGAUGGUCUAAUGUGGGGUGGAGAGAAAGGAACAUAUUACAAGGAAUAAGUUGAAAAAAUAGGUUUCAGAACCAUGUCCAGGAAAAAACAACAAAAAAACAAAAAAAACAAAAAAACUUUGGGUAUAGUUACUGGUACAUGGUACUGACUGGAAAUGAAUAGACCAGAAGGUUUACUAGGUUAUUGAAGGAAUUGUUUUUAGAAAUAAACUACAGACCUGGUAUAUCUGUCAGGUUCAACCAGAGAAGCAGAACCGGUGGGAGGUCUAUGUAGAGAGAGAGAUUCAGCUUACAAGUUGUAGGGGUUAGCAAGGCAAGUCUGAAAUCCUUAGAAUAGGCUGUCAGGAAAGGCAGACUGGGAUUCUUGGGUAUGGGCUAAAGCUGCUGUUCAUAGGUAGAAGUUUUUCUCUCUCUUAGGGAAGCCUCAGCCCUGCUUUAAGGCCUUUCAGCUAACUGAAUGAGAGUCAUCCAGAUUAUCCAGGAUAAUUUCCUUUACUUAGUCAACUGAUUAUGAAUUUUACUUAUAUCUAUAAAACACCUGCACAGUAAUACCUAGAUUAAUGUUUGAAUAGCUGACAACUAGUAGCCCAGCCAAGUUGACACAUUAAAACAAAAACAUACCUAGCCUGCAAAGUUCUGUGAUUAUUCAGUCUUUGAAAUAACCUUUAUGUUCCUAACCAACCCUUCAGGCUCAGUGAUUGUGCUGUAUUAUAAACUAGCUUCCAAGAAGGGCAUACUCGCCAACAUACACUCAGAGUAGUGACUCAUUCAUACCAGGUGUGAAUGGUGAUGCUGUCAGUUGAAUUCAGAGAUGGAUCUGCUGUCGCUGGUUAGUUGGCAGUGUACACCAUAUAUAAAUAGAUAAAAUGUUAACAUAUCCAAAACUUGAAGUUCCUAUGGAACAUAUGGAUAGAAACGCCAGUGUGUCAUUGGAAAUGCAGAUAUGAAAAUCUGUAGUGGUGGGAGCUAAAAGUAAAACUUUGGAGACUGUUCAGUAUGUAAAUCCAUAUUUGAAACUGUAGAAGUGGAAAAACUUUUUUUUUUAAUGUUUAUUUAUUUUUGAGAGAGAGAAAGACAGCGCAAGUGGGGAUGGGGCAGAGAGAGAGAGACAGAAGAUCCGAAGCAGGCUCUGUGCUGACAGCAGAGAGCCCGAUGCAGGGCUCGAACUCACAGACCAUGAGAUCAUGACCUGUGCCAAAGUCAGACAGUUAACCAACUGAGCCAUCCAGGCACCACAAAGUAGGAAAACUUCUUUAGGAAUAGUAUUUAGAGUAAAAACCAGAAUGAGGACAAACCCAUGGCAAAUACUAGUAUUUAAGGGAGGAAGAAAGACCAGUGAGCAAAUUAAUGAUUAUCGCAGCAGUAUGAGAGCCCAAAAAUGGUGUCAAGGAAGCCAAGGGAGGAAACAUAUUCAAAGAGUGGAUGAUUUCACAGUUAAGCAGUGGGAGCUUUUCCAAUAAAACCAAGAGUAAAACAAGGAUGUCAGGACUAUGAUAUUUAGAUAUAUUGUGUUUGCCAACUUCUGUUCUUCUUACAGGUUUCAGUCUACAUGUUACUUCCUUGAGAAGCAAUGUUUGAUACCCAUCUCUCCCCCCUACAUCCAGCCAUCCCCCAAGUCUGAAUUAGUUUCUGCCACUGCCUUCUACAAAGCACAACCUGUAAUUCAAUUCAUGUGUGAAGUUCUUGACAUUCAUAAUAUUGAUGAGCAACCAAGACCUCUGACUGAUUCUCAUCGGGUAAAAUUCACCAAAGAGAUAAAAGGUCUGAAGGUUGAAGUGACUCAUUGUGGAACAAUGAGACGGAAAUACCGUGUUUGUAAUGUAACAAGAAGGCCUGCCAGUCAUCAAACCUUUCCUUUACAGUUAGAAAAUGGCCAAACUGUGGAGAGAACAGUAGCACAGUAUUUCAGAGAAAAGUAUACUCUUCAGCUGAAGUACCCACACCUUCCUUGUCUGCAAGUGGGGCAGGAACAGAAACAUACCUACCUGCCACUAGAAGUCUGUAAUAUCGUGGCCGGGCAACGAUGUAUCAAGAAACUAACGGACAAUCAGACUUCCACUAUGAUCAAAGCAACAGCAAGAUCUGCGCCAGAUAGACAAGAGGAGAUUAGCAGAUUGGUAAGAAGUGCAAAUUAUGAAACAGAUCCAUUUGUUCAGGAGUUUCAAUUUAAAGUUCGGGAUGAAAUGGCCCAUGUAACCGGACGUGUACUCCCAGCACCUAUGCUGCAGUAUGGAGGACGGAAUCGGACAGUAGCAACACCAAGCCAUGGAGUAUGGGACAUGCGAGGGAAACAGUUCCAUACAGGAGUUGAAAUAAAAAUGUGGGCUAUAGCUUGUUUCGCCACACAGAGGCAGUGCAGAGAAGAAAUAUUGAAGGGUUUCACGGACCAGCUGCGUAAGAUUUCUAAAGAUGCAGGGAUGCCCAUCCAGGGCCAGCCUUGCUUCUGCAAAUACGCGCAGGGGGCGGACAGCGUGGAGCCCAUGUUCCGGCAUCUCAAGAACACCUACUCAGGGCUGCAGCUCAUUAUCGUCAUCCUGCCAGGGAAGACGCCAGUGUAUGCGGAAGUGAAACGUGUAGGAGAUACACUUUUGGGUAUGGCUACGCAGUGUGUCCAAGUAAAGAAUGUAAUAAAAACAUCCCCUCAAACUCUCUCAAACUUGUGCCUAAAGAUAAAUGUUAAACUCGGAGGGAUCAAUAAUAUUCUUGUACCUCAUCAAAGACCUUCUGUGUUCCAGCAACCCGUGAUCUUUUUGGGAGCAGAUGUCACUCAUCCACCAGCUGGUGAUGGGAAGAAGCCUUCUAUUGCUGCUGUUGUAGGUAGUAUGGAUGCCCACCCAAGCAGAUACUGUGCCACAGUAAGAGUUCAGAGACCCCGACAGGAGAUCAUCCAGGACUUGGCUUCCAUGGUUCGAGAACUUCUCAUUCAAUUUUAUAAGUCAACUCGGUUCAAACCUACUCGUAUCAUCUUUUAUCGGGAUGGUGUUUCAGAGGGACAGUUUAGGCAGGUAUUAUAUUAUGAACUACUAGCAAUUCGAGAAGCCUGCAUCAGUUUGGAAAAAGACUAUCAACCUGGAAUAACCUACAUUGUAGUUCAGAAGAGACAUCACACUCGAUUGUUUUGUGCUGAUAGGACAGAAAGGGUUGGAAGAAGUGGCAAUAUCCCAGCUGGAACAACAGUUGAUACAGACAUUACACACCCAUAUGAGUUUGAUUUUUACCUCUGUAGCCAUGCUGGAAUACAGGGUACCAGCCGUCCUUCACACUAUCAUGUUUUAUGGGACGAUAACUGCUUUACUGCAGAUGAACUUCAGCUGCUGACUUACCAGCUCUGCCACACUUACGUGCGCUGUACACGAUCUGUUUCUAUACCUGCACCAGCGUAUUAUGCUCACCUGGUAGCGUUCAGAGCCAGAUACCAUCUCGUGGACAAAGAACAUGACAGUGCUGAAGGAAGUCAUGUUUCAGGACAGAGCAAUGGACGAGAUCCACAAGCUCUUGCCAAGGCUGUACAGAUUCACCAAGAUACCUUACGCACAAUGUACUUUGCUUAAAAAGUCCAAGAAUAUUCUCUGAGAGGAAGAAUUGAAAGAUGCAUCGACAUAGAGCGUAUGUUUCCAGUGGAGUCAGUUGAGUGGGAAUGCCUCCAGCCAUACAGCAACCAACACUGUGUGGGGACCAGGGUCUGAUUUUUAUGUUAAUAUAAGGAAGAUUGUUUACUUCAUCAAGGAACACAGCACCAUUAUGCAAUAUGAAACCAGCCAACUGCUUUUUUGUGCGGUCUCCUUAGGAAGUAUCGCCAUUGUUUUGUUUUCACUUUCUUGUAGUCUAACCCUUUUAAUGCCUUUACCUCAAGUUGCUUGGCAGCACAACUAUCUUUGCAAAAAAAAGUACAGAAAAAGUAAAUGACGGUUUAAAAAAAAAACACACACACCUUACAUGAAUAAUCAAAGUGAUUGUUCACAAUUAUGUGUGCAAAAAAAUUAAUGUGCAUUCGUGUAUUCUUGUGAAAGGUAUCUGUGUAUAUUUUAAAUAUAUACAUGUAUACUUCAUAUGCAUAUAUAUCUGGAUCUACACUGACAGUAGAUAUAUAUGUGUCUGUGUGUGUAUUUUGUAGUUCAUUCCAUCGGGAAACUUUCUUUCCCUUUUAUCAUCCUCCCACCACCACUUUGAUUUCUCUCUACCUCCCUCGCCUUCAUCACCUACAUUUUUUUUUCCUGAUGCUACCAGUGACAUUCAGAUGUUCAUGUAUCUGGUUCAUUUGGAUAUGAAGCAUGGCAAACUAGAGUUUUAUUUUUAUUUUGCACACCCUACUCCUGUCUCUUGUCUCAUACACAAUUCUAAGUCCUCAACUCUUGAUAUUGCUUUCUUAAACAAAAUCAUUAUAUAUAUACACACACAUGUAUAUGUAUGUAUAUAUAUAUAUAUGUGUGUGUGUGUGUGUGUGUGUAUAUAUAUACGUAUAUAUAUAUGAAGUUUCUAUGAGAGUGUCUGCCCACUCCUGCUCUGAACUUAACAUUUGCCAUUUGUGCAAUGUGUAUAUAAGCAGUAGCAAUCUUAAACUAUUAUUUUUCUUUAGUUUGUUAAAGCUGCUAUAAAUAUAAAACUUUGUCAGAAGUUGUAACUCAGAAAUUUCUCUAUAACUGAUAUGUAUUCUAAAGCCUUCUGUUGCUAUGGGUUAUACAUGAAAAUCCCUUACAGCUUUCAUAAAGGGCAAAUAUUUUAAAUGAUUGAAACUCUUUAGGGUUGAGGCCUCUGAAAUUGGGUGGAGAGAGAGAAGGGGUUGCUGAGGGUUUUUUUUUAUUUUAAUUUUUUUUUUUUUUGCUAGUUUACUUGUUGCCUCUCAUACCUUAAUGUGAUUUUCAUAUAUAUAUAUAUAUAUAUAUAUAUAUACAUACAUAUAUAUGCUUAUAUAUAUAUGUAUGUAUAUAUAUAUUUAUAUAUACAUAUAUGUAUGUUUUGAAGUACAGCUUCCUUUUAUAUUUAUUAGGAUAGUGCUUUAAUAAUUAGAGAACUGUAUUGGCAACAUCUUUUAUAGAAAUGUAAUCAUGUUUAUUUUAAGAACUGACAACUUGUUUUGCUGUCUUUUAGUGCAAUAAGCAGUUUUAAAGGAAAGGUGUGUCUGUUUGAUUUCUUUACCACAGAUAGUGGGAGAAACAGGCACCUCCAUAAUUUUAAAAGGGCAAAGUAAUACAGCCUUAAUUUCAGAAGGAAAGUUUUGUAAUUUUUCAAGUUUAAAGAAUGUCUUUUAAAAAUCCUAAUGAAAAUGAAGGAAGUUAAAUUUCCUAAAUGAGUCUGAUCUUAAAUAUUAGAGAUAGAGUUGAAUUUUGAUUUAAGAAAUGACAGUGAAUAGGGGCUUAGUUGGUGGAGCAUGUAACUUUUGAUCUCAGGAUCAUGAGUUCAAGUGCCACUUCAGGUGUGGAGCCUACUUUUUAAAAAAUGACAGUGAAUAACUUAAGAUUUAGAAGACAUUUAAUAUUUUGAAAAUAGAUCAUGUUUAUUGAACAAUCAUACUGGUUAGGUGCCCAUUUUCAUUUACUAAAAUUAAUUAGGAAAAUGUAAAAUGAUAUUUUUAAAACAUUUUUUGCCAAUUUAUCACCAGUGUAACUUUCCUUUUAAAAUUAGGGUUAUGGUGGCAAAGGAGGUUAGGACUGAUCAUUUUAAAUGAGUUAAAUCACUGAAAUAUGGAAAAGGUUUUACAAAACUUCUGUUUUAUUGAUUUUGUUUUAAGGUAUUGAAAAUAUUAUAGAGCUGUCAAAAUCAAGUUCAUCAGUAACAUUGGAUUCAGGGGAGCUUAGCACUUUGUAACUCAUGAAAAUUGCAUUUUAAUUUUUUUUUUUUUUUUUUUGCACUGGUUCAGAGUGUAGAUACUACAGAUUGUUUCCAGUGGGCAUUUUAAACCUUUCAGAAUUCCAUCUGCACAUGAUAUCAAAUGGAUUAGCUCUUUAGUUUCUCUCUUACCUGUAAUCCACUCUUAUUGCCAAUUUACUGUAUUUUGAGCCUAUAAUCUGAGCCCGUGUCCUCCAACAGGUAUGAAAUAUUUUGUUCCUCUGCCAGAAAACUAAGAAAGUACUGUAUUUUGUAUGUUUAUUAUUACUGAAGUGUCUGAAAUGCAAUUUACAACACUGUUUCAAAGCUCUUUACAUGAAGUAAUAUUUGUAUAGUAUAUACAUUUUUUUCUCCCAACCCUGCCCCUCUCCUCCAAAAAUUUCCUAUAAAGCGUGUAUUUUUUUUUUUUUUUUUACAUUAAAAUUUCACUGAAUAUAGUCAGGAACAUGAACAAGAGAAGAAAAUAGUUUAUCCUUGAUUGUUAUAUGCUUGCUCAGUAUGAGUAAAACACCUUCCUUUACCAAUGGGAGCUACACAGACAUGUGGGAAACUAUAGGGCCCAGGGAAGAACUAUAAGAUACCGUUUGCCUAUUUAGUGCUUCACUUCAUUUUCAGUUGCUUAGUUUUCCAUGUGGUAGAAUGAAACCCGUAAUUUAAAUCUAUUUGGAAGGACUUUUACUGAGGAAAAACAAAAA
Molecule: messenger RNA, 11625 nt
Organism: Acinonyx jubatus (cheetah)
Lineage: Eukaryota; Metazoa; Chordata; Mammalia; Carnivora; Felidae
Product: argonaute RISC catalytic component 3
Exons: 15
Coding region: 6595-8655 (686 amino acids)
Biological process (GO): regulatory ncRNA-mediated gene silencing; regulation of stem cell proliferation
Molecular function (GO): protein binding; RNA binding
Source: RefSeq, a predicted model, not a curated record